Messenger RNA from Musa acuminata subsp. malaccensis (wild Malaysian banana), 1880 nucleotides. RefSeq names its product probable transcription factor GLK1. Gene Ontology annotation, biological process: positive regulation of DNA-templated transcription. Gene Ontology annotation, cellular component: nucleus. Gene Ontology annotation, molecular function: transcription cis-regulatory region binding; DNA-binding transcription factor activity. Lineage: Eukaryota; Viridiplantae; Streptophyta; Magnoliopsida; Zingiberales; Musaceae. The record is from RefSeq and is a predicted model, not a curated record.
UAUGCAUGCAGCCACUGUUUUCUCUGACCCCUCCGCUUUGGCUCUUCUCCUACCCCUACCCCUCCUCCCCCACGGUUCUUCUUUUCCCUCGCCGUUUCGAUCUCCAAAAGGCCUCGAAAUUACUCGUCCACAAGUCCUUGAAAUCAUUUAGAGAGUCUGUGUCUGUCGCAGAACCAAACAAAACCCAUACGGAGAAAUCUCGAGGAAGUUGUGGUGGACAUGCAGCCUCUCUCUGUGUCUGUUACUCUAAUAUACUGUCUUCGUCCUUUGAUGCCAAUCCCUCUCUCCUUCCUUUGAUGCCAAUCUCGUGCAGCGGUGUGCAGUCUCCGGUUGAUGUAAUACGUCGACCUGAGCUACUCGGUGGCGUAGAUUUCAUCGCUUUUUGAGUCUGUUUGGAGAUCGGACAUGCUUGCGGUCGAACCGUUGAGAGGUUCCAGCGGAGAGGAUCGAGAUGGGGCGAUGGGGAGCUUCUCCGUCGCCGACGUCGACUUUGCCGACGAGGCCCUGCUCGAAGACAUCAGCUUCGGUGACCUCUUCCUGGGAAUCGAUCACGGGGACGUGCUCCCGGACCUCGAGCUGGAUCCAGCUGAGAUUUUUGCGGAGUUCUCGGUUGGGGAGGAGCACUCGGGAUCGACGACGGCCUGGGAGGCGGCCGAAGGGAUGCUUGGCGUAGAUGGCGCGUCGCAGGACGUGGUGGUGGCCGCCUUGGAGGAGCACAACGGGGGUCGCGGCGAAGAGGUGGUGAGUGCGAUGACGAGGGAGGAGUCCAUGGUCAUGCCAUCUCGAGCGCGGCCUUCGUCGCCGGACGGCAAUAAAGGCCGUACGCCAUCCGCUGCCGCGGCCGCGAAGGGCUCACAUAGGAAGCGCAAAGCAAAGGUGGACUGGACGCCGGAGCUGCACCGGAGAUUCGUGCAGGCGGUGGAGCAGCUGGGGAUCGACAAAGCAGUGCCCUCGAGGAUUUUGGAGCUCAUGGGGAUCGACUGCCUCACUCGACACAACAUCGCCAGCCACCUACAGAAGUACCGAUCGCAUCGGAAGCAUUUGCUGGCGAGGGAGGCAGAGGCGGUGAGCUGGAGUCAGCGACGCCAAGUGUACGCGGCCGGAGCAGGCGCAAAGAGGGACAUCAACCCCUGGGUUGCCCCUACCAUCGGCUUCGUUCCUCCUACGCCGGCGGCGCCGCCGUCUGCAGUCCAGCAUUUUAGACCGCUGCAUGUUUGGGGGCAUCCCACGACGGAAGCACCGCUAGUCCACAUGUGGUUACGACAUCUUGCGCCGCGGUCUCCCACCGUGCCGUGGGCUCCUCAGCCACCACCAUCGCCACCUGACCCUGCGUAUUGGCAUCACCACUACCAGAGGGGAAGUAGAGAAGGGUGGUUUCCGCGUGCCAUGACCCAGGGAACUCCUUGCUUUGCUCCGCCACUGCCCACGGCGGUAAUCAACAGGUUUCCGGCUCCACAUGUUCCUGGCAUUGCUCCGCAUCCCAUGUACAGACCGCCACCUCCUGUUGUGACCAAGCGUUCGAGCUCGCAGCUUCAUCUCGAUGCUCAUCCAUCGAUGGAAAGCGUAGAUGCAGCAAUAGGAGAUGUUUUAGCGCAGCCAUGGCUGCCAUUGCCGCUUGGAUUGAAGUCCCCAUCGAUGGAUAGUGUGUUGGUGGAGCUGCAGAAGAAAGGAGUACAGAAAGUGCCACCAGCUUGUGGUUAACGUUGCUACAGUAACUUGAGGUGGUGUGCUUGAUCGAGUCCACCUGAAGAACAAAACUUGCCGACAUAUCCUAAUGCUCAUGAACUAAUCUUUUUAUCCUUUUUUGGUUCCCCCCUCAUGUAGUCAUGCUUGAGAAUGUAAUGUUUUAAUUACAAGUAUGUUAUGAGUUUUCUUUUGUA